Molecule: messenger RNA, 2991 nt
Organism: Fraxinus pennsylvanica
Lineage: Eukaryota; Viridiplantae; Streptophyta; Magnoliopsida; Lamiales; Oleaceae
Source: the annotation of a GenBank genome assembly
AUGCUUUGCUGUGGGGGACGAGUGGAGCAUCAUUGGACGAGUGGAGCAUCAUUGCAUCAGAUUCCACUUUCGAUUUCAUUCGAAAUGCCGAGCUCCUUACGCUUUCUUCUCGCUUUCAUUCGAAAUGUCGAGCUCCACUACCAACUAAUCAACCUCUCUUUGGAGUUAAUUAAUUUCUAUCAAUUGAGGGUGGAGAAAGACAAGGAGGCAGUUGGUGGUGCGGAAUACAAAACCCUAAUGGAAAUUUCUGGGGAUCCAGGUGGCGGGUGUUCUGUUGAUGGGGUUAGGGUUUUGGAGGAGGACAAGGGUUUAGUUGGAGGAACGCAAAUGGAGGAUGUAAAUAGGGUAAUGGAUGUAAAAGAAGGGGGUGAUAGUAAAAUGGAUGAUAAGGUCAGUGGAGUUUCUGUGGAAUUAAAUGUGGAUGUGAAUACAGAGGGGGUUAGGGGGGCUUUUAGAAAAUCUAGGGUUGAGGAAAGACCGACUGGGGACAAUGGACGGGGCUCAUGGGAAGUUAUGGAGUUGGUUGGAAGAGUGCUUGAUGGUAAUUUUGGAAUAGAAAAAGUAGAGGGAGACUUUAAACCUUUUGGAGAUGAAACUAGAAGCAAUCUUCUUGUGGAUUUGAAUGUAAAAAGCUCCGUGAUUGGGGAGGCUGUAUCUGUGAGUGAAUUUGGCAAUAAAGGAACUGGGAUUGACAACAUAUUGGACAAGCAGAAGUUGGAUUUGCAAGAAGAAGGAGCUGGUCUAAGUGGGGGGGCUGUAUCUGGUAAUGAAAUUGGCAACAAUGGGAUGGGGGUUGACAAGAUAUUGGGUGAACAGAAUUUGGAUUUGCAUGGUGAAGGAACUGGUCUAAAUGGAAAACAAACUGUGGUUAUUAAUGAACAGGUGCCAGAUGUAAAUUCUAGAAAUGCCGAGAGAGAUAAUGAGAAGCCUGGUUUGCUAAUACCAAAAACACGUGGAGAAGGAUCCGAUCUAAAUGGAAAAGUAAACUUGGUUUGUGAACACGUGUCAGAUGUAAAUUUUAGAAAUGCUGAGGGAUAUGAUGGGAAGCCUGUUCUGCUCAUGCCAAAAACACGUGGAGAAGAGUGCAUAACAGAAAUGGAAGGAGAAUACUGUGCCUCGGAUCUAGUGUGGGGCAAAGUAAAGAGCCAUCCCUGGUGGCCUGGGCAGGUAUUUGAACCUUCGGCUGCAUCAGAGAAUGCAAUUAAAUAUUUUAAGAAAGACAGUUACCUGUUAGCAUAUUUUGGGGAUCAGACAUUUGCAUGGAACGAGGUAUCAAAGAUAAAGCCAUUUCGUAUUCACUUCUCUCAGAUGGAGAAACAGAGCAGUUCCAUAGCAUUUCAUCAUGCUGUGGAUUGUGCCUUAAAAGAAACUUCUAGACGAGUCGAGCUUGGUCUGUCAUGUUCAUGCUUGAUAGAGGAGGCACGUAAUAAUAUAAAGACUCAUGUUGUUUCAAAUGCCGGUAUACGGGAAGAAUCAAGUAGAAGAGAUGACAGGGACAAUGUAUCUAGUGCAGCCACAUUUUUACCCGCAGAACUCGUUAGGUACUUGAAGGUAUUGGCUGAAGCUCCAAAAUGUACAACUGAUAAAUUGGAAUUUGUGAUAGCAAAAGCUCAGUUGCUGGCCUUUAAUCGAUGGAAGGGUCACUAUCAGCUUCCUGAUCUACAGGAGUUUGGUGGAUUGAUGGAGGAUGAUUUUCAUGUUACUGUUAUGGGUGAUAAAAGGGAUUCUCCUGAGAUGAUGGAAAGAGCACUUCCAGGUUCUAAGGUUACUCGUCAAUCUAAAAGGAGAAAGUCAAUUCCUCAAGAUGGUUCUUCUCGGAAGCGCAAGCACCUCUCAAGUGACGAUAAGUGGCCAAAUGAAAAAGAAAAGUGCGAGUCAGACUUGAUUUCCUUGAACAGCUCUAGAUUACCAAAUGGCGAGAAGAAAUCUGGAAGGAAGGCUAGCAAGAAGACGGGCACUUCUGGUGUAAAACGCAAACACGUUGAUUCUAUAUCAAGCAAUUCUAAUGUGGAAGGAAGAAAGAGACUUCUGCCACCCAAUGAUAAAGUGUUGUUGCAGCCUAACUCAUAUCUUAGAGUUGGAGAACGCGUAUGUAGGGCUAUGAAGUCUGGUGAUGGAAGUUCUACUCUAUCUGUUAGUAAAAGUGGUGGAAAACGUGCAACUGGUGUUCUUUUGGGUUUGACCCCUUGUUCUGGAAAACCUCAAAGCGAGAAAUUGGUUCCAGCUGAGUGCCCUCCUCCACAUGAGAUUUUUUCAAUCCUAUGCAUGGCUGCAAAAGAUCCCAUGAAAAAGUCUGGCUUAUUGACUUCAACAGUAAGUAUGUUCUGUGAGUUCCGGAAUUCUACUUGUUUGGAAAACGAUAAAACACAAAAUCAUCAAAAGCAUGCUGGGGAGCAUGAGGAGAAACUACUGUCCGCCUUGGAGACUGCAGAUAUAUCUGGGUUUGACGGUAUAAAUGACUCUUAUUGGACAGACAGAAUCAUUCAAAGCGACCCAGAGGAGAAGAUGAUAUUUGAACCUAAGAUCCCUACGCCGCAGGUUGCCUCUGCUGCUGAAACUGAAGCUAUUGUUGGUAUGAGUGCAAUCUCGGACAAUAAACAAGAAAGAGAUGCUGUCAUUCUGGAUUUGGAAACAGACAGUUUAGCUGGUCUCGUGAAUGAAAAAUCCCAGAAAUAUUCUCCAACAGCACUGAUCCUCAACUUUACGAAUUUAGAAUCUAUUCCUUCAUUAGCAAAUCUGAAUGAGAUAUUUAGCCGUUAUGGACCUUUGAAUGAGUCAGAGACUGUAGUAUUGAGCAAAAGCAAGCGUGCAAAAGUGAUCUUCAAGAGUCGAGUAGAUGCUGAAGCUGCUUUUAGCGGUACCGGGAAAUUUAGUAUUUUUGGGCCUUCACUUGUCAGUUACAAACUCAACUAUUCGCCUACACCACGCAAAGCUCCUACAACAUCAAAGCGAAACAGAAAGCAAACAUCAAUGAAAGACGGUGCACUUUAA